This is a messenger RNA of Brenthis ino (lesser marbled fritillary), 2043 nucleotides long. The record is from the annotation of a GenBank genome assembly. Lineage: Eukaryota; Metazoa; Arthropoda; Insecta; Lepidoptera; Nymphalidae.
AUGAUUAUGACUUCAGAAGAAGAUGACAGCACUUGGUUAAUUGAACUGGAAUCAGCUCUUCUUGAUGGAUGUACACCAAGAGAAAUAAAUGCGAUAACUAAAGGAAAAAGAAUUCCAGAGAGUUUACGACCUGAUGUCUGGCUUGUGUGUCUCAGUUGUUAUGAUAUGGGUAACCAACUACUUCUAUUUGAUGAAAUUUUUGACUUGGUGAAUCAAAAUGAAUUGAGAGAUGAUGUUAAGAAAUUUGUUACAAAACUAGACAAUGAUGAUGAUGAAAAACUUUCUGUAAUAUCUGAUAUUGAAUCUAUUCUCACAUUUUACUGUAAAUCAAAAUCUAUUACGUAUGCUUCUAAUAAUGGCUGGAUAGAAAUACUAUUUCCUUUACUUAGUUUAAAAUUGCCAAGGUCUGAUACUUUCAAUUUAUUUGAAAAAAUCUUAAAGCUUUAUGUACCUAACGGGUGUGUGUCUAAUGGGGUACCAUUUCAUAUCCUGAGGUUGAUAAUACAAUAUCAUGAUCCUGAGUUAUGUUCUUUUCUGGAUACUAAACGAAUUACUCCAGAGCAAUAUUGCAUGCCAUGGCUUAGAUCAUUAUUUUCUGGCACUUGUAAUUUGGAAGUAGUGCUUUUUAUGUGGGACUUAUAUUUUCAACGAUCUGAUCCGUUUUUUAUAUUCUUCCUAUGUUUAAUUAUGAUUAUUAAUGCCAGAGAGCAGUUAUUGCAAAUGAAAAGUGACGAUAAAGCCACAAUAAUUCAAGUUCUUAGUAAAAUGCCAGGUGACCUUGAUGCUAAUGAUGUGUCUGACUUUUGCUCAUUAGCUCACUAUUACUCAUUGAAGACACCAGUGUCAUUUAGAGAAGAUGUUCUUGAGGUAUUGUUCUCUGAAAGUGGAUUAGAAAUUAAUUCUAAGUUAUAUUCCCAAGCUUUGUGUCUUCCUGUAGCUGUGCAUGAAUUGAUUGAGAGUGCUACUGUUGAUGUGGCAGAUUCAGAUACAGUUAAAUUCUUUUUAGUAGAUUGUCGGCCUGCUGAACAGUAUAAUGCUGGUCAUUUAUCUACUGCUUUUCAUCUUGAUUGUAAUUUAAUGUUACAAGAACCUACCGCAUUUAAUACAGCUGUACAAGGUUUGUUAAAUGCCCAACGUCAAGCAUUAGCAGCGGGAUCUCUUGCUGCAGGUGAACAUUUAUGCUUUGUUAGUUCUGGUAGAACUGAAGAAGACAGUUAUGCACAUAUGGUAGUUGCUUCCUUCCUAAAAAGAAAUAUUAAACAUGUAUCUAUGCUUGAUGGUGGUUUUGUAGCUAUACAUGAUUAUUUUGGUCCACACAUGACUGACUGCUUAGAAGAACAUAAUAUAUCCAUGUGUUUGGUGUGUGCACCUAGUAAUAAUAACAGCGAUGAACAGCCAACUGUUAAACGAACUAGGGAUAAUAUAACAGCCAUUCAAUUAUUCAGCAAGUUAUCUUCUGCUAUGAAAGCUAAAAGUCAAGAAGUUAAAGGAAAAUUAAUAGAAUAUAUUGUGAAUCCUAAUUCUACAGUUAACAAUGGCGAGUGGCAUGUGUCCGCAAAUGAUAGAAAAGAACAUAGGUAUAGAAAUGUGCCUCCUGUCUUCAGUAUCAAUGAUGAAGAUGAAGACUCUCAAUCUGAUCUUCGUCGAGAUUUUUCAAAUGCAGAGGCAGUCGAUGAAAUUGUAGAAAUACAGUCAUUCCUUAAGAAUCAAAAUGUUGUCGAUAAUUUCUCAUGUCAAGAAGUUUUGUCUAAUGGUUAUAUGUUUGACUCUCAUCUUAUCGUCACUGAAACACAUUUAAUUAUAUUAAGGGAAAUACCAAGCAAAAAAGGGUUAGCUAAAGUUCUAUCCAGGCGGCCUCUUUCAACAAUAGUCAAAAUUACAGCUAAAAAGAGACACCCAGAACUAAUCACUUUUAAGUAUGGAAUACCAGAUGGUGACAAUUUGUUAAUCAAAGAUAUGGAUCGUUUUCUUAUUCCCAAUGCUGCCAUUGCCACAAAGAUAGUCUCCAAUCAAAUUGUUUCACAAUUAGAUAACAAGCUACAA